AUGAGUGAUUCAAGUGAGGAAAAAGAGAGUAAUGUGUCAAAGGAGGCGAGUAAGGAAGCCCAAGAGGAAAUGAGGAGUGAUGAAAAAGUGCAAGAGGAGGUGAGCAAGCCCAAGCUUCCAUAUCCCCAAAAGUUUUUGAGAAACAAAAUUGAUGAACAAUUUGGGACAUUUCUUGAUAUGCUUAAAGAAGUUCGUCUUUCAAUCCCUCUUACCAAUGCCAUGACCCAAAUGCCUAGAUAUUGUAAGUUCUUUAAGGAAAUUUUCAGUGGCAAGAGAGAGUGUAAUGAGAUAGAUUCAGUAGAGGUUGGGGAAUGUUAUAUUGCUUUGAUUAGUAAUGACUUACCCAAGAAAAUGAAAGAUCCGGGUAGUUUCUCCAUCCCUUGCAAAAUCAAUGGAAAGUUGUUCCAAAAUGCUCUUUGUGAUCUUGGUGCUAGUGUGAGUAUCAUGCCUUAUUCGGUCUUUAGAAAGCUUAAGCUAGGUGAGCUUCAUCCAACCAAUACGACUUUGCAAUUGGCCGAACUAUCUAUUAAGUUUCUAAAGGGAAGAGUUGAGGAUGUUCCGUCCCCUCAAGAUAGGAGAGUUCACCAUUCCGGUUGA
This is a messenger RNA of Chenopodium quinoa (quinoa), 597 nucleotides long. RefSeq lists its product as uncharacterized. Lineage: Eukaryota; Viridiplantae; Streptophyta; Magnoliopsida; Caryophyllales; Amaranthaceae. The transcript has a single exon. The record is from RefSeq and is a predicted model, not a curated record. The coding region runs from base 1 to 597 and encodes 198 amino acids.